Molecule: messenger RNA, 1731 nt
Organism: Diorhabda carinulata
Lineage: Eukaryota; Metazoa; Arthropoda; Insecta; Coleoptera; Chrysomelidae
Product: pro-resilin-like
Exons: 6
Coding region: 1-1731 (576 amino acids)
Cellular component (GO): extracellular matrix
Source: RefSeq, a predicted model, not a curated record
AUGGACAAGGUGCUAGCAUUUAUCAUCUUGUUAACAAGUACAGCAGUCAAAACAGAACCACCAGUCAAUUCAUAUUUACCACCACAAAAUGGCAACGGUAAUCCAAGCUCAGUUUACGGACCACCUGGAUACCAGCCUGGGAUUCCAAUAGGCCCUGGCAAUGGAAACGGAAAUGGAAACGGAAACGGCGAUAGAAAUGGUGGAAAUGGUAACGGAUACCCUUCUCCAGGAAUAGUAUAUGGACCACCAUCAAAUGGAAAUGGCAACGGUAAUGGGUACAACAACUAUGAUGUAGAUAGCGAUCAACUACCAGGAACUAGCUAUCUUCCACCAAACGGAAAUGGAAAUGGCAACGGAUAUAGUAAUGGUAAUGGUAACGGAAACGGCCAUGGAAAUGGAAACGGUCGUGGGAAUGGUAAUGGAUAUAGCAAUGGUAAUGGAUAUAGCAAUGGUAAUGGCAACGGCAAUGGUAAUGGUAAUGGCAAUGGAAAACCAAACGGCCUUUAUGGUGCACCAAGAAACGGAAAUGGUAAUGGUAACGGAUAUAGUAACGGUAAUGGUUAUAGUAAUGGUAAUGGUAACGGCAAUGGCAAACCAAACGGCAUUUAUGGACCACCUAGAAACGGAAAUGGUAAUGGUAACGGAUAUAGUAACGGUAAUGGUUAUAGCAAUGGUAAUGGUAACGGCAAUGGCAAACCAAACGGCAUUUAUGGACAACCGAGAAACGGAAAUGGAAGGAACGGCAAUGGUAAUGGUAAUGGAUAUAGCAACGGUAAUGGUAAUGGAAAUAACAAUGGUAAUGGCAAUGGUAAACCGAACGGCCUUUAUGGUGCACCCAAAAACGGAAAUGGUAAUGGUAACGGAUAUAGUAACGGUAAUGGUUAUAGCAAUGGUAAUGGUAACGGCAAUGGCAAGCCAAACGGCCUUUAUGGACCACCGAGAAACGGAAAUGGAAGAAACGGCAAUGGUAAUGGCAAUGGAAAUGGCAGGAGCGGUAACGGUAACGGAAAUGGAUCGCCCAAUGGUCUUUAUGGACCACCAAAAAAUGGUAACGGUAAUGGAAACGGCAAUGGUAACGGUAAUGGAAACGGCAAUGGUAACGGUAAGCCUAGUGCUACAUAUGGGCCUCCCUCUACUACCUAUGGUGUUCCUGUAAACGGAAACGGUAAUGGCAACGGUUACAAGAAUGGUAAUGGAAAUGGGUAUACAAAUGGAAAUGGUAAUGGAUAUCCCAGUGGUGGUCCUAAUGGAAAUGGUAAUGGUGAAUCUGAUGAGCCAGCAAAAUAUGAGUUUGAAUACUCAGUCAAAGAUCCAGAAAGCGGUAAUGAUUUUGGACACAAAGAACAACGAGAUGGAGAUUUGGCAACAGGUGAAUAUUAUGUCUUACUUCCAGAUGGAAAAAGACAAAUUGUUACAUACGAAGCUGACACUGAUGGUUAUAAACCGACAAUCAACUAUGAAGGUAAAGGCAAUGGCAAUGGAAACGGCAAUGGUAACGGCAAUGGUAACGGAUAUGUAAACGGCGGUUAUCCAAGCAACGGUAAUGGUAACGGAAACGGUAAUGGAAAUGGCAACGGUAAUAGUAAUGGUAACGGACACGGUAAUGGAAAUGGUAAUGGUGGAUACGCGAGUAAUGGUAAUGGGGGUUAUCCUAGAAAUGGCAAUGGAGUAUACCCUAGCAACGGCAAUGGUAAUGGAGGGAGUAACGGAAAUGGAGGAUACAAGUACUAA